This is a messenger RNA of Fonsecaea multimorphosa CBS 102226, 441 nucleotides long. RefSeq lists its product as uncharacterized. The transcript is spliced from 2 exons. Bases 1 to 441 code for a protein of 146 amino acids. The record is from RefSeq and is a predicted model, not a curated record. Lineage: Eukaryota; Fungi; Ascomycota; Eurotiomycetes; Chaetothyriales; Herpotrichiellaceae.
AUGUCCGACCCCACCAACGUUGAACACAAGUUCCGGCACGGCACCUCAACGAGGUCCAACACAUCCUCCAUCCACUUCUCCGAACCCUGCACGGUGCGAGAGACUUCGCAGACCUUACGUGCAGUGAACGGUGUUCAACCCAGACCUAUGAAGCCCGACUUGGGUGCGAACAACCGGCAAGAGGAAGCCACUCGAGACCGGCGAACCCGAGACUGGGUCCACGGCUGCCAUGGCUACUCCCCUGUAGGAGAUCAGGGGCGGCAGAGAUGGGACUCGAUCAAUCAGCAGCUCCGUGCUGCAGAUGAACUGGCGGGAGAGCUCUCCAAAUUCAAGACCACGGAUGGGGAGUCGAAGAGUGACAAUCCUGCCAAGAGUGAGACAAGUUGCCAGAGCUUGCAGUUUGUGGGCGCAUGGACGGAUGAGAAGGACAUGAGAAAUUGA